AUGGCGACUGAGGAGCGUGAAGGAAGCGCUGCGGGUAAGUACGGGAGUUUAGAGAGUAAAUCUGCAGUAGCAGAAAUCCAAAAGAAGAUCACCGAAGCCUUUGAAGUGUUUGACCACGAGUGUAAUAAAACUGUGGAUGUCAGAGAGAUUGGCACUAUCAUUAGGUCAUUAGGCUGUUGUCCCAAUGAGGCGGAUCUCCAUGAUAUGCUUGCAGAGGUAGAAGAAGAAGAACCAACUGGAUUUAUUCGUUUGGAAAAAUUUCUUCCUAUGAUGACUAGAGUAUUAAUGGAAAGAAGAUACCGUCCAAUUCCAGAAGAUGUUCUUUUACGUGCUUUUGAGGUUUUGGAUCAGAAUAAAUCUGGACAUCUAGCUAAAGAUGAUUUGGUAAAGUAUAUGACUGAAGAAGGUGAGCCUUUUACACAGGAAGAAAUGGAAGAAAUGCUUUCAGCAGCAGUAGAUCCAGAAACAAAUACUGUUCGCUACAAGGAUUAUAUUUCAAUGAUGGUUGUGGAUGAAAACUAAGGAUGUUGUUUAAUUUGUGGGUCUGAAUUUAUUGUUUUUACAUUAACUUCAUUGUAGUUACUGUAUUUGCUUUUGGGCACAAGCAUAAUAAUAAUAAUUACACUGAAAUUUAUGAAAAUACUAUAUUGUUUAUUUUGUGAAAGACCAACAUUCCUAAAUAUCUUAAAGUGUCAAUCUGAUUAUAUAACUGAAAAUAGUAGAAUUCAAAAUUUGCAAAUAAAAUACUAAUUGGGCAAUCUUCAUGACAAUUCACAGGAAAGUUGCAUUGAAUUUAAUAGGAUUAUUAGAAAAAUGUACAAGAAAAAUGUGCAAGAUUGCAAUCUAAGGCUGAAAUAAUGGGUUUACUGAAGAAUAGGCUCUGUUGAAUAUGCUUACUGAAAAAUAAGCAUAACUUAUUUUCAAGAAAGAAAGCAUAGGAUUAUAAUGUACACUGCAUAAAAUAAUGUAAUUAUAGUACUGAACAGGAAAACAGUUUAAAUUAAUGAAAUAACUCAAACAAAAAUAAGAAAUAAUAGAAGUUCCAAAUGUAGUAAAAACAAAGAAAUGUUACAGUUGUGCUGAAUUUAGAACAAACCUCUCAAAACAUUAAAUGUUGAUGUUCAGGCUUCAUUCAAGAAUGGUUAAUAAGCAAACUCAAAACUUUUUUCAUGUUAAAACUUGAUAUC
Thamnophis elegans (Western terrestrial garter snake) is the source of this 1187-nucleotide messenger RNA. It is a transcript of the gene EFCAB2, whose product is annotated as EF-hand calcium binding domain 2. The coding region runs from base 1 to 522 and encodes 173 amino acids. Gene Ontology annotation, molecular function: calcium ion binding. The record is from RefSeq and is a predicted model, not a curated record. NCBI's taxonomy places the organism in Eukaryota, Metazoa, Chordata, Lepidosauria, Squamata, Natricidae. The transcript is spliced from 7 exons.